AUGGGAAGAUUAGAUAAAUUAGAAUCUUCUAUUAUCACUUCAAAGAAAAAGAAAUACCAGAGGGAUACUAAUGACUAUGCUACAAAUAAUAUUCGCAAAAAACCUAGGACUAAUUUUCAACAAAAUAAGUCCAGAUCCAAUGUGACUAAUUAUAAAUAUGAAACCAAAAAUAUCAUACACUAUCAGACUUUAGAAAGACGAUCACGAUAUGAUAACUCAGCCCAGGAAUGGACUGAAGUCAAAAGAAAUCAUCAUAAAUAUAAGAUGAGAUAUAGGAGGGAAAAUAGUCCACCACCGAGAUUAAGGAGGGAAAUCGAGACAUCUAAUCGGUUUGAACCAAUUAGAGAUCUGGACAAUCAUAGAGCGACUCCUUUUUUAGAGAAGAGAUGGAGGGAACCCCCUAAGGAUUUUUAA
Pelobates cultripes (western spadefoot toad) is the source of this 414-nucleotide messenger RNA. The record is from the annotation of a GenBank genome assembly. Lineage: Eukaryota; Metazoa; Chordata; Amphibia; Anura; Pelobatidae.